Sphenostylis stenocarpa is the source of this 750-nucleotide messenger RNA. NCBI's taxonomy places the organism in Eukaryota, Viridiplantae, Streptophyta, Magnoliopsida, Fabales, Fabaceae. The record is from the annotation of a GenBank genome assembly.
AUGGGCAACGUCAUUGAAUCGUUUGCUUCGGGCUUAGGACAGACUGUUGGCAAACUAUUUAAUUCUCCAAUUGAAUUUCUUUCCGGGAAGUCUUGCAGCUCAGUGUGUGGACCAACAUGGGAUUUCAUGUGCUAUAUCGAAAAUUUUUGCAUUGCCAAUAUCCUGAAAUUAGCCAUGGUAUUUAUGCUGUCGUACAUUGUUCUGUUGUUCUUAUAUCUGGUGCAUAAAUUGGGCAUAUGUGGAUGUCUUUGCCGGUCUUCGUGCAAAAUGAUAUGGGCAUGUUUCUCUUCUUGUUUCCAUGUUUGGGAGUACUCUUGCACUUUCUUGUGUAUGAAGCUACACAAUAUCAGGAGAACAAGAAGAAUAAGAAGAAGAGUCAGAAUGGACAUGAAUCGAAAUUUCUACUUUAAAACUGGAGAAGAAGAUUACACAGAUGAAAGCCUUUCAUGCCAUUUUCCAACACCUGCAAAAAUGAGCAGAUCAAUUUCGCGUAGGAAAGAUUAUAAAGCCUCCCACUUAAGGAAGUCUUUGCAACCUAGGAGACAUCAUGCUAGAGUUGAAAUCAGUAGAGAUCUUAGAUAUAAAAGCAAAAGGAAUCAUAGUCUUGAAGAACCCAGUUACACAAGCAAUGCCAUUAACCAUGGCAAUCACACAGGCACAGUCAGUGACAUCAAGGUAACCCAUACAUCUAAGUUUGCAAAAAAAGGUAUAACUAGAAGGAAAAGAGUUCUGACAAGGCAGAGAAGAUAG